AUGGAAGUAUGUUGGAAGCUUUCUGGAAAUAAUAGAACAGGUGCCUCAGCAAUGCAUAUUGUAGUAACAUCACCAAAUCGAAUAGUAAUUCUAGAUAAAGCUGAAUACAACCCCGAAGCAAAAUACCCCGACGGCAGAACCGGAUGGACCACAGAAUACAAUAUAGACACCAACGAAUUCAGGAUGUUAAAUCUGGAAACGAACACUUUUUGUUCGGCCGGUGCGUUCUUGGCAAACGGAACGCUGGUCGAAACAGCGGGUGGUCAGAAAAAUGUUAGAGCGAAAGAGGGGUUUUCAAAAAUUCGAUUGUUUUCACCGUGUUCGGAUGAUUCGUGUGAUUGGUUAGAGUUGGAACAUCAUAUGGAUGCUGCUCGGUGGUAUAAUACAAUGCUUUCAUUGCCAGAUGGUCGAGUUUUUAAUUUUGGUGGAAGUACUAAACCUGCAGCCACUAAUGAUUUAAAGAUAAAUAAUCCUACUUAUGAAUUUUAUCCAGAAGUUGGACAAAAACCUUUUCAAUUUCUUGUCGACACUAUCCCUUACAACCUAUACCCAAUAGCACACGUCCUCCCCGAUCGCAACAACACAAUCUUCAUAUUCGCCAGCACAAAAUCAAUCUUAUUCGACUACUCAACUGGAACCGUGAUCAAAAGCUUACCCGAUAUUCCAGGGUUACCGAGAUCAUAUCCGCUCACCGGAUCUUCGGUCUUGCUCCCGCUAACAUACGAGAACAAUUAUCGACCAGAGAUUUUGAUUUGUGGCGGUGGAACGAAGAUGAAACGAGGCGCAAAAGCGGUGGACAAUUGUGGGAGGUUGGAUCUCGGGAUUGAUUUGGAGGGUGGAGUGCCCGAAUGGGAUAUUGAAGAUUUUGGUGGGUUGCCGAGGGUUAUGCCGGAUGCUAUUAUUUUAGCGGAUGGAACUGUGUUGUUUGUUAAUGGUGCUGGUCGUGGGUAUGCUGGAUAUGAUAAAAAAUUCAAACACCAGGCCGAUUUGCCAGUGAAAAAUCCAGUACUCUACGACCCGAAAAAAGAAAAAGGCUCAAGAUGGACUGUACUCGCCCCGUCGGAAAUUCCACGAGUGUACCAUUCGGUCGCCACACUAGUUGCUGAUGGGUCGGUGUUUGUCGCUGGAAGCAAUCCGAAUAAUGAUUACAAUGAUACAAGUGAUUUCCCGACAGAAUACCGAGCUGAAAGAUUCUAUCCACCAUACCUUCUCACCAACAAACCACGUCCCACAAUCCAAUCAGUAGCCGGUGCCGACAAACUCAAUAUCCACCCAAUCCCAAUAACCUACAGCCAAUUACUUGACAUCAAACUCUCAUUCAACGGCAUCCGGUUCACCAAAAACUACACGCCAGAAUUCACCGCCGCAAUAAUGCACUUUGGAUUCGUGACUCAUUCGCAACACAUGUCACAGCGAUACGUGAAACUCCGUGUCUCGAAUAUAAGAAAAGACACGAUGUCGUUGUCGUCAAAGUACACGAUUACUGUGGAGACACCGCCGAAUUCUAAUAUUAUUGCUCCGGGACCGAGUUAUCUUUUUGUGUUGAGUGAUGGCAAUGCAUAUGGGUAUGGAGGGUAUGGAGGCAAUGCUGGGAAUUAUGGAGGCAGUGGCGGAAAAGUCAAUAACAGCAUUGCUUAUGGAGGCAAUGGGGGAAGUAGUUAUGGUUUAAACGAUUCCACAGUAUACAUCCGAGCCUACGAAUUCCCACCACGACCACAAAUCGAAUACUUGUAUUCUAAACCCAUUUUUGACAACGCGGUAAAAGUUCCGCCAGAGAUUCUGUGCAACGACGACUACAAAAAAAUCUCCAAGAUCUAUACUGAUUAUGUGGCCGAUAAUUCGGUCGAUUCGAAAUUCGCAUCGUUGUUUUCGUAUGUGAAUAGUUUGAAGAGUAAUUUGACCGCGACUAGUUCGGGUGUUGCUGUCGCUACUUCGUCAAAAGAGGUUGGGAAUGAUAGUACGUCGAGUGGUGGACGUAGUACUGGUGGUGUCGAAAGAAUUGUUGGCGUUGUUGUGUUGGGGAUUUUGACUUCAUUUGUUUUUAGUUAA
Messenger RNA from Ambispora gerdemannii, 2049 nucleotides. The record is from the annotation of a GenBank genome assembly. Lineage: Eukaryota; Fungi; Glomeromycota; Glomeromycetes; Archaeosporales; Ambisporaceae.